AUGCUGCAGAACGCUGUUCUUUGGGUUGAGGAUUUGACUGAUGCCCCUUCAGCCAUAGCUGACAGCUCCCCGAGUCGAAUAUACCUUCUUGAACAGCGAGAUGUGGAAAUUAAUGUCCGUGAUAAAUGGGACAGUACACCUCUGUAUUAUGCUUGCCUCUGUGGACAUGAGGAGCUUGUACGCUAUCUUCUAGCCAAUGGAGCGAAAUGUGAGGCAAACACUUUCGAUGGGGAACGUUGUUUGUAUGGAGCUUUGAGUGAUGCCAUCCGACGUCUGCUGAAGGAGUACAAACAGAUCACGGCAAAGUGCAUGAAGAGAGACUACUAUGAUGUCUUCCUACAGCGGUUGCUGGAGCAGGGUUACCAAAGCGACAUUGUUUUCAUUGUUCAUGGCAAAUCCUUCUGUGCUCACCGCUGCAUUCUCAGUGCUCGCAGCGCCUACUUUGCGGAAAUGUUUGAGACCAAAUGGAAGGGGAAGAACAUGAUAGUGUUGAAGCAUCCACUGAUUAAUCCAGCAGCCUUUGGCUCUCUUCUGCAGUAUCUAUACACAGGUCGUCUUGAUAUCGACGUAGAAUAUGUAAAUGAUUGCAAGAGGUUAGCCAAGCAGUGUCGGCUGCAGGACCUCAUAGACGAUUUGGAGACCAAAUGUAAAAAAGUCUAUGAAUUUGUUUCUUCCAAGCCAGGGACCUGUGUGAAAGUGCUGACGAUUGAGCCCACAGGUAACUGCCAGCUGCAGGAAGAUCUGGCUCUCCUAGCAGACUGCGCCCUGCCAGCCGAACUGCGGGUUGGUUUUGGGGAGUUGCCGUUUGACAGCACUGACAACUUUAACAGUUGUCCCGACGUGUGUUUCCGGGUGGCAGAUUACAACUUUCUGUGCCAUAAGGCAUUUUUCUGUGGUCGCAGUGAUUAUUUCAAAGCCCUUCUUGAAGACCAUUUCAGUGAGAGUGAGGAGCUGCAGACACAGCCCAGCAUCCCUGUGGUGACUCUCCACAACAUCUCAGAAGACAUCUUCAUCCGAGUCCUCUACUACAUCUACAGUGACGAUACAGAGCUGUCCCCGGAAAACGCCUACGAUGUGCUGUGUGUGGCAGACAUGUACCUGCUGCCUGGGCUCAAGCGCCUUUGUGGCAGGACCUUGGCUCAGAUCCUUGAUGAGGACAACAUUGUCAGCAUCUGGAGGAUUGCAAAGCUGUUCCAGCUGACCCGGCUGGAGGACCAGUGCACUGAGUACAUGGCAAAGAUCAUCGAGAAGCUGGUGGAGUUGGAGGAGUUUGUGGCUGCUGUGAAGGAGAAUGCGGAGGCUGUGGAGGAACGGCAGGAGACUGACUCCAUUCCUCUGGUUGAUGACAUCCGCUUCCACAUCACCAGCAAUGUGCAGACUUACAGUGCCAUCGAGGAAGCCAACCAGAAACUUGAAGCUCUGGAAAACCUCCUGGCCAGCAUAGGGCUUGAGUGCUGAUGUGUGCAAACCCUGGCUGUCAUACACAGCCUGCCUAGCCCCCAGUGGGUUGGCUUGGAGUGCAAGAACAUCUGUCUCUCUGAAUGUCUCUCCUCCUCUCCUUUGUCCUCCUUCCCAUCCACUUUCAGGCAUGGUUUCUUUUUAAUUUAUUUAUGUCUGGACAGUUGUGUGUCUGGUUUGUGUUUGGUUUUAUUUUGUUUUUUGUUUCUCCUUUCAGAAGUAGCUCCCAAAACUCAGUCCAAAUCAGUAGCUGCUGCUUUGUACAAUACAAUGCAGAUAGGAGACUGCAAGCUGUUAGGGUCUUAGCUUCCUGUGGUAAGGAAGCUGUUCUGGGGGGACUUGCUACUGCUGGGUGUUAGGACCCAUCCUGUUCUGUUGCCCAACAACACACCUCUGAAAUUGGUUCAUGCCAGGAUAUUUGUUGAUUUGCCACCAGCAGGGGAAGAAAACUGGAUUAAACUGUCCAAAUAAUAUAUUGGAAAGGAGGUGGCCUUUCUUUCACUGUCAGCAUUAUAAGAUUGGCAAAGGUGGGCAGUGCUUCCCUAACAGGGACACAGGAGUACUUGGCUAUGUGGAAGGCACUGUCUUCACCUGCUAUUCUAGUUCUUAGAUGAAAAAAACCAAAGUGAUUUCCAGGUCUUCCCUAGCUUUUCAUUGCUUUGAAGUGGUCAGAAUUUAAAAGCUUUGCUUUCUGAACAAACAUCUUUGGGAAUACAAUAGAGACCAGAGUCCUUCCAUUUUUAGAAAGCAGUAGCUUUCAAUGCAUAGAAAAGGGAGAGCACCCCUUUUCUUCGUAACGGGAAGGAAACACCUUCUUGGAAACAACACUUCUCCCUUUCUUUUUGUCCACUGUAGUAGAGCAAAACUGACUUGCUUGGUGGGUUAGGGAAGAGGGGUCACCGGAAGUCUCUUUUAAGAGGAAAAGGGGCCUUUUGGGUCUAUUGCAGGGCAGCUGUCCCACUUGUCGACCUUCUAGCUUUGCUCAGCCUUGAGCCUUGUAGCUUCAUUGUUCUCCAGGAAAUUCACUGUUUGUACUAAUGAAUGUUUUUGAAUCUGUGUUCUGCAGUAGGUCGUGUUAUCUUGUGUUGUCUCCCUAGAUUCCUAAUGAGGGUAACGAUGUUCCUUCUCCUUGGCACCAAUCAGCAGGCGAUACCCCUGCAUAAAGCUUGCCUUGCCAAAUAGGCUGCCCUCAGAGCUGUUCACCUCCAGAAUGGCAUGUUAGGAGAGUCUCGAGUCCCCAAGGCACAGGCCGGGCAUACUUUGUCGUGCUGUGAGUUGGGAGGGAGAAGAGGCGUUGUGUGAAGUGCACAGAGAAUCUUGCACAGGCAGUGGGCUGCCAUUACUAACGCAUGUUGUCAUUUUGGUCACUUUGUGAGGCAAGAGCUUGAAAUAAUCCAUGUCAGGUGUGCUUUUAGUGUUUGAGGUGGGAACUGGACACGGAUCCCCUGCAGCUUCAAAGUGUUGUUUUCUGUAAUGGUAGUGGUACUUCAUGUGGAUAAGGAGAGGGUUUGGAGGUCCAGCGUUCGGCAGGCACUUGCUUCAGGUGUGGAUGUACUGGGAGGAUGGGUUUCUCUUCUUUGCUAAUCUCACCAGGUGAGAGACUGAUGCUCCCACACCAUGUGGGAACUGCAGCCUCACUGCCCCUGCUCAGAGCAUCUGCCUGUAUCUGGCAUGCGUUGAAGCUGUUUGCAUGUACGUGGGCAGGCUUUGGGCACCACUUGCACUAGGCAGGCUGGGUUCAGUUGCAAUGAGGAGGGGGCACUGGGGUUUGGCUGCUGUACUCGAGAGAAGCUGGACUUUGGCAAAAAUCACAUGUCAGGAUUGAGUUGCACUAACAGAAGCUGGGGACAGAGCUGGUGGGGCAGGAAUGAUGUACGUUGGCUUAACUGGACCCUGGAUGUUUGUGCACUUUGUCAUCUGUGUUUAACUGUUUUCUCUUGCAGAACAAGUCUCUCUGGGGCAGGGGAUGGUGGCUGCAGGGCUAUUCGAGCAGGGCGUGCUUCAGUUCUUCUGUUUCGAAAUGCUUGUGAGGAAGUGUAAGGAGUUCUUGUGGUUUGUUUUCUGCAGCCAUAUUAGGGUGAGGGGAGAGGAUGUGCCCCUGCAGGGGUGUGCUGCUGUAUGGAAGCAGUGAGUGUAGCAGGAGUGUGCUUCUGUUUGGGGUGGUGACGUGGAGAGGAGCUGUGUGUUUGUUGUGUGAUUUGUGGAAUGUACCUCCAUGUCCAUCUCUAAGCUUGGUGUGGCUUUGACAGGACCACCAAAGAGCCCAGCACAACUUGAACUGAUAAAGGCAUCUCAGUGGACUUGAGGGGAAGAGCUAUUGAGAAAGCUUUAAUGUGAAGUCCCAUAUAUUUUGGAGAAAGAAGGGUGAAAGCAGAACUGCCUGUUUUCUUGCUCAGUGGAGUGUCAGGCUCAUGAAAGCCUGCUACAGAAACGACCGACAGCUUAACCCAGCUGGUUCAGUUCCCCUGUGUUUCUCUUCCCUAUAUGGCUGAAGAUAAUACUGAACACAUAAGCAGGAUGUUUAGUUUAUCACAUCCCCUCUGCUCCUCCUGCAUAAAUUCUGCAUCUGACAUCUUAGUAGUCAGCAUUCCACAGCAGUGGUUGUGACAGCCCUGCACAAGGCUUGCACGGAGCCACCAAAGAACAGAACGUGGCCUUUGCCUUCUGCUUGUACGGAAUGAGAUGCAGAAACAGGAUUACCGAGGAACGUGCUAAUGCUUUUCUCAGCAGAUGCCUCAGCUGCUAAAGCAAAAUGGACACUGGUAGUGGGCAAAGCAGGAGGAAGGCAGAGGAGGGGCAGCGGUGCUGGGAAGCAUUUUCCAUAUGGCUGCUCUGGAAUAAUUCCAUUCCUGCGUCCUUAAGCAUGGAGCAAGUGAGGCUGCAGUUGUACAUGUGGGAGGAAAGGUCAGUAUGGCCUUUUGAUCUGCCUCCCCAGUAGUGCAGUUCCACACAGGCUGCCAAGCUAAUGCCUCAUCUGUCUGCGUGCACUUAGCGGUCACAUCUGUGAGCCCUGUCAGAUUGUCCAAUUACUCGGGGUCCUUUAACUCCCCCCCCCAUCCCUUUUGGUGAAAUAGGGCUAUCAAAAAGCAUGCAUAAGCAGAUGGUCAGCAUGCAGGCAAGCUCUCUAAUUAAGAUGAGCCAGGUCAAAACUUAGAUUUGAAUUCACUUUAUUCUUGCUGCAAAUAAUUUUAUCACAAAAUAAAAACCUUUUGAUUUUUCUUCUGUUGCCAGCGUCCUUAUUGUGUUCUGUUGCCUCUGUCCUUUUUAUUUACUACUAGCCACUUGUUGAAUUAAGAAGAUUGUAAAAUUUAUCAGAGCAACAAUAUAUUUAAGAAGAAAUGUGUAAGCAUGUGUGCAGCAAUAAAAUAGUAUAUUUCACUAUA
Molecule: messenger RNA, 4841 nt
Organism: Aptenodytes forsteri (emperor penguin)
Lineage: Eukaryota; Metazoa; Chordata; Aves; Sphenisciformes; Spheniscidae
Gene: ABTB1
Product: ankyrin repeat and BTB domain containing 1
Exons: 12
Coding region: 1-1458 (485 amino acids)
Cellular component (GO): ubiquitin ligase complex; cytoplasm
Molecular function (GO): protein binding
Source: RefSeq, a predicted model, not a curated record